Molecule: messenger RNA, 714 nt
Organism: Cadophora gregata
Lineage: Eukaryota; Fungi; Ascomycota; Leotiomycetes; Helotiales; Ploettnerulaceae
Exons: 1
Coding region: 1-714 (237 amino acids)
Source: RefSeq, a predicted model, not a curated record
AUGGCAGAGCCAACCCCAACAGAAGCACAAUCUCAGCCUUCGCAGACCGAAGCCCAAAUCCCAACAGCAGUUAUCCUCCGCGCGCCAUCUGUCCACAACAAAGUGCCACCCACACAAACACACUCAGGAGCAGCAGGAGUAGAAGCACAGCAGAAACAAACCUCGUCGCGGCAGUGGCAGGCCCCUCCCCUACAAUGGCUUGAACGCACCUGGACCGUAACACACUCCACCCUCCCCAUGUGGCGCAAAGCAAAGAACGUCCGCAUAACGUACAAACUCCUCCCCCGCGCCACGCCCACCUCACCCCUCCUCAUCGACGACGAAGUCUGCAGCGAGCCAACGGAAAAGACAUGGAUGCCGCAGCCGAAGAGUAUACGCGGGGUAGAUACGCCUGAUGAUAGUGUUUCCGGUGGGGCGGCGUGGAAUUGGCGGGGGAGGGGCUGGUUGAAGGUUGCGAGUAGUCAUUGGGAGAUUUUGGGGUGGGGGGAAUUUGUGGAUGGGGAGGGAAGGAAGGAGGCUUGGGUGGUGACGUGGUUUGAGAAGAGUAUGUUUACGCCGCCGGGGGUGGAUGUUUAUAGUGAGAGGAAGGACGGGGUCGGUGGGAAGUUGUUGGAGGAGAUUAGGAGGGUGAUUGCGGAGGGGGCGGCGGGUGAGGAGGUGAGGAAAUUGUGUGAGGGUGAGGAGUUGAGGGGAGUGAUGAUUGAUGAUGCUUGA